AUGCCACUAAAUGUGACGGUAAAGUUCAAGAAUGAAUGUUCGCAUGUUAUCGUUGUUUUUUAUGGAGUUUUCAAACGAAACGCCAAUCGAAGACCCGAUUCUGAACGUACGAGUAGUAUACGUUUCAUUGAGUUCAAUGCUAGUCAAAAUCAACUUCCACCACUUUUUCGACGAAGAUUUAUUGAUAACUUGCGUGAAUUGGAUAUAGAUAUUAUUGUGGCUCGAGGAGAUGCUGAUCCGAUGAUCGUUGGAUUAGCUCAAGAUCACGAUGCCUAUGUUGUCGCCGCGGAUACAUAUUAUCAUCUCUACGAUCUUCCACGUAGUUAUGUUCCAUUGAAAUUUCUCAAUUUGCAAAGACUCAAAGAACCACUCUACCGGAUGAACGAUGUUUUUGCAGCAAUGGAUUCAAGUAGUGUUGCUUUGCGGGCAUCAUUGGUUAAAUACGACUUUGUCGCUUUGCCAGACUUACAAAAGUUUCUUUCGACAAUACAACCAAAUGGUCAAAACAACUUUCAAUCAUGGCUCGAUAGUACAGAAUCAGAUGAACAAAAACGCCAGUUGAUAGCAAUUGAAUGGCUUCUUCUUCGUUUCAUUCAACAAGUUGGCAGCACCAAAGCAUGUGUACUAUUAAUUCAACUUGUUGCUAUAAACAAGCACUUAAUUCAAUUUCUUUGA
Molecule: messenger RNA, 675 nt
Organism: Rotaria sp. Silwood1
Lineage: Eukaryota; Metazoa; Rotifera; Eurotatoria; Philodinida; Philodinidae
Source: the annotation of a GenBank genome assembly